AUGCAUGCAAACAAGAAGUGUGUGAAUGUUGUCGGCGACGUGGACGACGUCGACGUUGACCUCUACCCAUUCCUACUACGAUACAAGGACGGCCAUGUCGAGCGGUUGCUGUGCAGCCCUUUCGUGGCAGCGUCUGGGAACCCGACAUCCAACCGCGGGGUGGCAACGAGGGACGUGGUCAUCGACGCCGGCACCGGCGUGUCGGCACGCCUGUUCCUCCCUUGCCGAGCCACCGGCAAGGGGAGGAAGCUUCCCCUCGUCGUGUACAUCCACGGCGGGUCUUUCUGCACGGAGAGCGCCUUCUGCCGGACGUACCACCGCUACGCGACCUCCCUGGUGUCGGUGGAGUACCGCCUGGCGCCGGAGCACCCCAUACCCACGGCCUAUGACGACGCGUGGGCGGCGCUCCGGUGGGCGGCGUCCCUCGCCGACCCGUGGCUGGCGGAGCACGCGGACCCCCGGCGCACGUUCCUGGCCGGCGACAGCGCCGGCGGGAACAUCGCAUACCACACGGCGGUGCGCGCCAGCCGCCGGGACGACGGCGUCGACGUCGAGGGUGUGAUCAUCGUCCAGCCCUACUUCUGGGGCGCCGAGCGGCUGCCCUCCGAGUCGGGCCCUGACGACGGCGCGGCGGUGCUGCCGGUGUACAGGGUGGACGCCGGCAACGAGGACCCCCGGCUGAACCCUCCCGACGAGGAGAUCACGUCGCUGACGUGCCGCCGCUUCCUGGUGGCCGUCGCCGGGAAGGACACGCUGCGGGACCGCGGGGUCCGGCUGUUCGCGCGCAUCCGCAACUCCUACGCCCGCACCGCCGGCGGCAGCGCGACGGCGACGCUGGUGGAGUCGGAGGGUGAGGACCAUGGUUUCCACCUCUACAGCCCGCUGCGCGCGACGAGCAGGAAGCUCAUGGAAAGCAUCGUGCACUUCAUAAACCAGUCGCCGCCGCCGCCGGAGCUCGAGUACGGGUUGCAGCUGCAUGCAGUAGAUGCAUGGGGAUGGGAGGGCCUUCUUGCAGACGCAGCUACCCAGCGGCCCAUCGUGCUAGGCGUGCCUAGCAGGCCGUUCAGGGACAUAUUUGACUAUGGGAUGGACAUGAAGCGUCUCACUGGUACAGCCUGCAGGGCAUAUGAAGGCCCAUCGAAAAUUGGACGUGGCAACAACCUAGCAGCAUCCAACAAGGUAAACUAUGGGCUAUUUGUUACGGGCCCGUUGAGGCCCAAUAAGGCCUACAAGGGCCCAGCAGCAGCAGCACUUCCUGGCACUCGCGUUGUCAAGAACUUCUUCUAG
Molecule: messenger RNA, 1287 nt
Organism: Miscanthus lutarioriparius
Lineage: Eukaryota; Viridiplantae; Streptophyta; Magnoliopsida; Poales; Poaceae
Source: the annotation of a GenBank genome assembly